Messenger RNA from Leguminivora glycinivorella, 1987 nucleotides. RefSeq lists its product as uncharacterized. Lineage: Eukaryota; Metazoa; Arthropoda; Insecta; Lepidoptera; Tortricidae. The coding region runs from base 110 to 772 and encodes 220 amino acids. The transcript is spliced from 4 exons. The record is from RefSeq and is a predicted model, not a curated record.
UUAACAUCAAUCCAAAAAAUUGGUCAAGAACCCUGAGUAUUGUUUCAUUCGCGAGUUAUUUGUAGUUGAAUUGUUUAGUUGAAUUAUUAUAAAAGCAAUACCAUCAAACAUGUCUUCAGCGUGUUGUGGUACUAAGAAACAGAAGUUGAACAAUUCGUAUAAUGGUGUAGAUCGACCUUUAAAUGGCUAUCAAGAAUCCGUGGCUAUUCCUGAUAUGUGUUACUUUUGUUUCGAUGUUUUGUAUUGUCAGCUGCAUAGUAUGGACCCCCCACAAACGCCAAAUUUCACUAACGAUGCCUACCCAUUGUUUGUGACUUGGAAGAUUGGGAAGGAGCACCGGCUGCGAGGCUGCAUUGGGACGUUCAAUGCCAUGCAUUUGCAUUCUGGCCUCCGCGAGUACGCGAUAACAAGCGCCCUCAAAGACUCCCGCUUCUCGCCGAUCACUCGCGAAGAGGUGCCCCGCCUCACGGUCUCCGUGUCAAUCCUGCAGCAUUUUGAGGAGGCCGAGCACUACCUCGACUGGAAGCUGGGGAAGCAUGGCAUCAGGAUCGAGUUCAUCAGUGAACGAGGGUCGAAACGGACCGCUACUUACUUACCACAAGUUGCUACUGAGCAAGGUUGGGACCAAAUCCAAACAAUUGACUCGCUACUCCGGAAAGGUGGCUACAAGGCAGCCAUCACCGGUGACAUGAGACGCAGCAUUAAGCUGACUCGCUACCAAUCCGAGGAGAUUUCAGCCUCCUACAGCGACUACAUCAGCCAACGCUGCUAGCACCAACCUCUGCGUCUCCGGGGCCCGGUGACUGCCACAUCUCCCCAGAGACUAUGGGACCUAUCCAGAGGUUAUGUGGAAAACAGUUCGACUCAUCUAAGUGGUUAUAGUGCUAAGUUAGUAUAUAAGUGUAUAAAGGCAUGAUCAGAUUGUGCUCAAAGUGAACGCGUGUCUUAAUCUACACUGCCAACGACAUUCCGAACACCAAAGUUUGGGUAAUGUGUGUGAAUUCUUUUAUUUUAAGGCGGUAGUUGGGCGGGAAUGGUAUUGAAACAUCUUAGGGCCCAUUUCUCGGAGCUACAAGUUACAAUUUGCAAGUAGUGGUAGAUAGUCAAUGUCUAAUAUGACAAGUUGGAAAGAGCUUGUAACUUGUAUAUGUAUGUAAUGUACCUAGUACCUACUUUUAGUUUAUUCCACAAUCGAUUGGUUGAACGUGAACUUUGUAAAAAGAUUACAUUUGUAUAUUUUAGGUAUGGCAUUGCACAUAUAGCUUAAUUUACUUUUUUUUUUUCGAGUAUUUGACCUGGGAUCUUACCCGAAAUGCUUAUAAUGUUUACAUGUAUAAAAACAUGUUAUGCUUCACUUCAACAACAUUUUUAUUUUGAGAAGUGAAUGUUUUGGUUUAAAACGGAUGCGUGAUCGAGGAAAUCAUGUUUUGACUGAUGUAUGUUCUGGCAAAUGCAUUACUAAUGAACAGUUAACAGAAAAUGAAUAAUACAGGGUGUUUUUUAUAAAACACUUUAGGCAUCCAAGCUUUUAUGUCAUUGUUAUACCAAAUACUAUGUUUUAAUUUCAUAAUAUUGGCUUUGGUUAUCUCGAUAGUUACUAAUGAAAUAAAACUAUGAAAACGGAUUAUAUCGUGUAUAAUGAAGUUUUUUUUUUUCAGUAGAGAUGGUGCUUUGACAUUUCUUGACAGGUCGAAACUUCAGAGUGUCAUUGGUACUGAAAAAGUCGUACGAUGCACGUGCGAGAAAGAAAUUUAUAACUCGUGUCGAAUUAAAAGUCCGGUCCUGUUUUAAUUUAUCGCCACUCGUUUCGAACUUUGUUUUUUCCGCACUUGUAUCGUAAUGUAGUAUGUUCAUGCUGAAAUAAGAAUCAAUAUGGAUAGGAUAGUUUAGUAAGCAUUCUCGCCCAACAGUCGCGAAGACACGUCUUCCACUUUGACCGCAACCCUGAGUGUUGACAUCUGUUGUUGCAAUAAAACAGUUCACCGAC